Thunnus maccoyii (southern bluefin tuna) is the source of this 2223-nucleotide messenger RNA. RefSeq names its product somatostatin 5 (gene sst5). Lineage: Eukaryota; Metazoa; Chordata; Actinopteri; Scombriformes; Scombridae. Gene Ontology annotation, biological process: regulation of cell migration. Gene Ontology annotation, cellular component: extracellular region. The transcript has 4 exons. The record is from RefSeq and is a predicted model, not a curated record. Gene Ontology annotation, molecular function: hormone activity. Bases 1672 to 1992 code for a protein of 106 amino acids.
CCCUGUACACUGUAUAUCAUGUUACCGCAUUCACCACCUGUGCUACACAUACUGUACACAUCGUUUAACACUGAAGUGCUGAACGACAUCAGUGUUUGCUUUUUCUCUUUUGAGGUCAGCAGUACACGAGGAACCAGGUUAGCUUUAGUCAUCUCAUUGAAAAUAUUCUCCAGCAUGUCACUUAUCAUUUGUCAACAAACAGUUUUACUUCUGUCUGUUUCUCCACUAUCAGAAACAUGAAACCAAUCCCACUCACUCCAUCAGCCUUCUUAAGAGUGCUGUUGUCAUAUUUACAGAUAAAAUGUAUAGUUACUCAAUUGCUAGUUUAGCUACACUUAGCUAAAACUAAAAUAGUUUAUUACAACAACCCUACAAAUAACUUCUACCUUUAUGAAAAUUAUAAUGUUCAGUUUUUGUUGAACCAGUUUUAGAGAUGUGUUGAUUCAUGAUUGGGCAGUUUGUUGCAGCUGUUGACUCCCUAUUAUUUACCUCAAUAACAAUUCUCAGUAUAACUUAAUAUAAUUCAACAGCACCACAAACUACAGCUUUCAAAUGACCAGAAAGUUGAGCACACACCUCUCUAAAACUGAACAUAUAACCUAUAAUGUGAAGUUAGGAUUUAUCAUAGGGCUGUUUCAGCUAUAGGUACAUAAUAAACUGACAAAUUACAGUAUAUGUAGAUACAUCAAGGCCAUGUCCCCUCGAUGUUUCAAUCAGACUGGAAUAGCAUUUGUUUAAAUACUGAAAAUAACAUCUCAACAUCUUUAUGAAGCAGCAGACGUCAUGUGUCAUGUAUCCUACGGAUACAUGCAAAUCAGCAGGAGGAACUCACAUGGACUGAGAUGAACCGUAGGCGAAGAUGUUUAAUUGAUCCUGACAAACUGCAGACACAUUGACAUUACUUCACACCGUGUAGCAGCAGGUACGGAGGCAGUGGAGGUGUGAUUUGUGUGAUCGUCACAGUGUUGGACCCCUCUCCUUAUUUGUCCAGGGCAGCGCAGCUGGAUGCCUGCGGUCACAACAUCCUCACUGCCUUUGGAAAAUGUUACUUAGAGUCAAGUCAUGUCAUGAUUAACAACUGAGUAAUCAGACUCAUCAGUGAGAGUCCUGCAGGGAAGGAAGAGGAAGACGCAACUGCAGAAAAGUGACUCAAAGUGACGGCAGAAAGGGUGGCGGAGUGUCGGACUGGUCAACAGUGUCUGGGCCGGCUCAUUAACAUUUGAGUCAGUUUGUGUCAUUAACACUGCACAGCAUGCAGGCCUCAUGUUGAGACCAGGACACCUACAAAGCUGGUGUGGCUAAUCCUGACUGACACUAGUGAAGUUUGAAUUUAUUGCAAUGUUUUUAUCUAAUAUUCCACAUUUAAAUAAUUUGGACGUAAGUAUUAAUCAUCUCUGAAGUCAGAAGUUGGAGGUUUUUGUUUGAUAUGUUGUGAGAACAGCAUCUCAGUGUUGUGUUGUUCACAUUGUCAUGGCUAAUGAUGACCUUAUCCUGUCCGGUGACACUUCUGUCCACAACAUCCUCGUUCUCUCACAGCCAUUCUUCUCAACCAAUCACAUCCUUUUGUUGGUUUGACGAUGAGGAGGAUUUGAAGAGGAAGAAGACUAUUUAUCAGCUCAACAUCUCCCUACUCAAACAGCUCUUCCGCCACACACUUCCUGAUUGGUGGAGAUGCUUUGCUCUCAAGUGCAGGUUCUUCUGGUGGCUCUGUUUUCCUCUGCGCUGCUGGUGCGGGUCAGCGGUGCUCCACCCAGAGAUGUGCUGAUAGAAACACUGAGAGCAGACCUCACAAAGGACAAGGGUCUUGCUCACUUGCUCUUGCUGAAGUUUAUGUCUGAACUGAUGGCAGCGAGAGGAGACGAGAGGCUCCCCGAGCUGGAGGAGGAGCUGGGGGUCAGGGAGGAGGUGAUGCGGCGACACCUUCCCCUCUCCCAAAGAGAGCGCAAGGCAGGCUGCCGCAACUUCUUCUGGAAGACAUUCACCUCGUGUUAACACAAGAUGAUACCCUCUGGAUAGUCAGUUCAGUGUAAAUAACACUAUAUCAUUUGCUGUAGAUGGAUCAUUCACUGUAAAAUAAAGAUGUUAUGGUGAUUGCAUACAAUAAUGAGGUUAAUAAGGAUGUACACAGUGUUUAAAAUAAAGUUUUCUGAUUUAAAAGGGUAUGUUUGUCAGGCUACAUCCUCAUUUCUCUCUGUUUGUGUCUUAAAGGGAUAUUCUAGUGAU